AUGUCAAAGAUACACAAUAAAUACUCACAAGAAUAUAAUACGGAAUUAAAAAGAUUGAGUUUGAUUUUAGAUAACCAAGAAUCUGAUGACAAAAAAUCAAAACAAUUAGAAAAAUUAUUGCAAGAACAUACUGAUUUAAAUAAUGAACAAGCCGAAAAACAAGACCAAAUCAGAAAGACUGCUGAUGAAAGAAAACAACUCUUAAAUAUCGCCUCCUACUCGCGAGAAAUAGAAAAAGAAGAAACCCGCUUAACUACUAACUCCACCACCCACAACCCGAGAAUGAAAAAUUUUCUCGGAACAGCCAAUGCGACUAAUCAUUUUACCCCAUCCAGUGGCACCCUGAACAAUCUUUACAAAAUCAAAGUUAACAAUUCAGAGAUAGAAACCACCGAAGAACAAAUUCUCAACACCAUCGCUUACCUAGUCCAAGCCCUCAAAAAAGUGGACCAUUCUGAUUUCACCGCUAAGUAUAAUGCCAAGGAGACCGAUACUGCCAAACAAACCAAGGUAAAAGAUUAUCUAACCCGCCUCCAACAGCAAGAGAUAAUUAUUGGUAAUAAUACUUACGACUUCGCCUCUACUUAUCAGAAAUUUGAUAAAACACCCACUUUUAACUAUCAAGAAUUCUUUGAGUUCAUAGAACUAACUCAUAAUCAACCAUUUUUAAAAGAUUUAGAUGCUGACAAGCAAAAAAAUAUUCCGACCGGAGGAAAGGAAUUGGCCGAUUACGGAAUUAAUAUUGAUCCAACUAAAACUACUCUUUAUAAAACCGGUUCAGAAAAACAAACCCUAGCAGUCGACUCCGUAACCGACGGAACUAAUUACACUUUGCCCGAAAGUCUAACCAGUAUCCAAGAACUCAAAGACCAACUAGAAAUGGAAAAACUGGGAGCCGCAGUAAAAUUGGUGGAACUUAAAAAGACUAUUGAAGACAAAACCCAAGAAAGAGAUGCUAAACAAGUUGAAAUCCAAGUUAAGGAAAUCCAAAUUGACACCCUGAUUAGGGAAAUUUUGAGUAAAAAACGAGAGCAAUUAACUGCUCACAACAUUAGCAAGGGCUUUGCUAAAACUGCUAGUGAGGACAAUAGACGAGAUAUAGUAGAAUUGAUUAACAUUAACCAACUACUUUUAGAAAUUCGCUACUUAGAAAAUGAGGGGGAUGCUACUGCCAUAAGCACAGUAGAUACUGAAAAUACCGCUCUAACUGCCGUUGAGGAUAUCACGACUAAACUUUAUUCUUGUGAUGGUGAUUGUAAAUUAGUAGAACGCUUUUGUAAUUUUGCUUUUGUUGGCGGUGAUAGUAAAUUGGAUAUUCAAAAAGCCAUUGCCUGCAUUAAGGCAGGUAAAUAUAAGGACAAGGAUGGCCAAGUAAAAAAACAUGGUAAAAUUGCCGAGGUAGAAAAAUUGCUUAAAAAAGUGAUAGGAACAGAUGGUAAGGUUAAAACUGAGUUUAUUGAGGAAAUCAAAAAGUCGGAUGCUACCCUCGUGGAUUUAAAAUCCCUUCUCCAAAAAGAACCCAAAGAUAUCAUUACUUAUAUUGCUCGCUUUACUUAUAACCAACUACCUGACACGGGAGAUGAAAAAAAUAAAAAGAAGACCCAAAUGAAACGAAGAAUUGCCAAAAA
Racocetra fulgida is the source of this 1628-nucleotide messenger RNA. The record is from the annotation of a GenBank genome assembly. Lineage: Eukaryota; Fungi; Glomeromycota; Glomeromycetes; Diversisporales; Gigasporaceae.